UGGCAGUCACGCUGCCUGCCGGGACCUGCGGAUGGGACAAAGGGGGACAAAAGCCAGGAGACCGCUCCGGAGAGUGUGCGGGGGUCCAGCGGGAGCGCCGGGGAGACGGGGGACGGGGAGGCUCGGAGAGAUCUGAGCGGCUGCGCUCAGCCCCGCGCCGGCUUCUGCCGCGGGGUCAGCGGGUCACUGCAGGUGCUGGAGGAGACGGCGAGCGAGCGCCGUCCUUUGUGAAAGGCGAGGGACUCUUCUCGACCGUGCUGUGUGCGUCUAAAAACCGAGUGAUGCCGGCGUGCCAGAAUCACGGAGGGUGCCCGCCCAGGAGGAGCUCACCCCUGCUGAGAUGAGGGCUGGAAACCCCUCCCCCAAGGACAUCUACAGCGUCGUCCCCCGACACCUCCAAGAAGAGGCGCGGGACAUUCUCAGGUGAAGGCAGCUUAUCUCCGUGUGGGAGAAAAGCCAGCAGUCGUUAGCCUGAAGAACUUGGCUGCGUCAGGAGACUUGACUCAAGGAGGCGACCUCUUUCAGACUGGGAGUCACACUUUGGGGAACACCAAGACAAAAGGCAGCCACGUUUUCGGACACCAGAUGAUGGACAGGCACCGAGGGGGCCAGUGGGCUCUUCGCUGACCUGGCGGGGCUGAACUUGGCACGCGUUUAAAGGCAACACCAACAGGAGGCAAACAGAAGGGAGAAAAGUAUUUUCAUGGUGUUCAGCGACCAGUCCUCCAGGAGAAGUGAGCAUGGAGACCGAGGAUAACCGGUGGCUGCGGGUGACCGUCCUCCCCGGCUGCGUGGGCUGCAGGACCGUGGCCGUCCUGGAGUCAUGGACAGUGCGGGACAUCAAGGAGCGCAUCCGGGCGGAGACGGGCUUCCCGGCGUCCGAGCAGCGGCUGUGGCUCGGCGACAGGGAGUUACCUGACUGGAUCAAGAUUGGAGAUCUGACUUCCAAAAAUCGUCAUCUAUUUGUAAACCUUCAAUCAAAAGGCUUAAAAGGGGGAGGUCGAUUUGGUCAAACAACUCCACCACUUGUGGAUUUUCUCAAGGACAUUUUAAGAAGAUACCCAGAAGGAGGACAGAUUCUUAAGGAGUUAAUUCAGAAUGCAGAAGAUGCUGGGGCCACUACAGUUAAGUUCGUGUAUGACGAGACUCAGUACGGAACAGAGACUCUUUGGUCGAAAGAUAUGGCACAGUUUCAGGGCGCCGCUCUGUACGUGUACAACAACGCGGUGUUCACGCCCGAGGACUGGCACGGCAUCCAGGAGAUAGCGAGAAGCAGGAAGAAGGACGACCCUCUGAAGGUGGGAAGAUUUGGAAUCGGGUUCAAUUCUGUCUAUCACAUAACAGAUGUUCCUUGUAUUUUUAGUGGUGACCAGAUCGGAAUGUUAGACCCUCAUCAGACACUUUUCGGUCCACACGAAUCAGGUCAAUGCUGGAAUCUCAAAGGUGACAGCAAAGAAAUCAGUGAACUUUCAGACCAGUUUGCGCCAUUCAUCGGCAUUUUUGGAAGCACCAAGGACACGUUUGUAAAGGGCAAUUUCCCGGGGACGCUGUUCCGGUUCCCCCUUCGCCUGCAGCCUUCCCAGCUGAGCAGUAACCUCUACAACAAGCAGAAGGUCCUGGAGCUGUUCGAGUCCUUCCGGGCAGACGCAGACACGGUGCUGCUCUUCCUGCGGAGCGUGCAGGACGUGUCGCUGCACGUCCGCGAGGCCGACGGGACAGAGAGGCUGGUGUUCAGAGUGACGGCCAGCGAGGAUGAGGCCCUGACUCAGGAGCGGCCGGAUGCGGUCAAGCUGCUGGGAGCGGCUAUAAGUAACUAUUGUAAGAAGAUCCCAAACAACAGCAUAACCUGUGUGACGUAUCACAUGAACAUAGCUUUGGAGGAUGCGAGUGCGCAGGACACACAGAAGACGUCGUGGCUGGUGUGCAACAGUGUGGGCGGGCGAGGGGUUAGCAGUAAACUCGAUUCUUUAGCUGACGAAUUGAAGUUCGUCCCGACCAUUGGAAUAGCGCUGUGUUUAUCCAGCGGAGAUGAUGAAACAGGAGCAACGUCUGAUUUCUCAGGAAAAGCAUUUUGUUUUCUUCCCUUGCCACCGGGCGAGGAGAGUAAAACCGGCCUCCCUGUUCACAUCAGCGGGUUCUUCGGCCUGACGGACAAUCGCAGGAGCAUCAAGUGGCGAGAGCUGGACCAGUGGCGAGAUCCGGCCGCCUUGUGGAACGAGCUGCUGGUCGUGAACGUGGUCCCGAAAGCCUAUGCCACCCUGAUCUUGGAUUCCAUCGGCCGCCUGGAGUCGCGCGGGAGCGCCAGCUCGCCCCUGUCGGUGGACACCAUCUACAAGCUCUGGCCGGACGCAGGCAGAGUGAGGGCGCACUGGCAGCCAGCGCUGGGGCCCCUGUUCCGCGAGCUGCUCCCACAUCCCGUGGUGCACUCCCUCGGCGGCCGCUGGGUGCGGCCGGAGCAGGCGCGCUUCUCCGACCUGGACGAGGGAUUGGAGCGCACCGGGGCGGUGCUCCGCUACCUCUGCAGCGCGGGGCAGCAGGUCGUGAAGGUGCCCGAGCAUCUGACGGAGGCCCUGCGGCUGGCCGCGGCCCCGGAGCAGCCCGUGCAGAAGGUGACGCCCGCGUGGGUGCGGCAGGUGCUGAGGAAGUGCGCGCCCCAGGGCAGCGCGGAGGAGAGGCUCCACCUCCUGGAAUUCGUGCUUUCGGACCAGGCCUACAGCGAGCUGCUCGGCCUGGAGCUGCUGCCGCUGCAGAACGGAAAAUUUGUCCCUUUCUCCUCCUCCGUAUCAGAUCAAGAUGUUGUUUAUAUUUCCUCAGAAGACUACCCAAGGUCUCUUUUCCCUGGUCUGGAAGGAAGAUUUAUUUUGGACAACUUGAAGCCUCACCUUCUAGCUGCUUUAAAGGAAGCUGCCCAAACUCGAGCACAGCAGCUUCUCUGGGGAUACUCAGGGAGGCCGUGCACCCAGCUGCAGCUCCUGAACCCCGAGCGGUUUGCGCGGCUCAUCAAGGAAGUGAUGAGCGCGCUCUGGCCUGGCAGAGAGCUGAUCGUUCACUGGUACCCAUUAGAUGAAGACAAGCAUCAUCCGUCUGUCUCAUGGCUUAAAAUGGUUUGGAAGAAUCUCUACAUACAUUUUUCAGAGGACCUGACGUUGUUUGACGAGAUGCCACUUGUCCCCAGGACAGCACUGGAGGAAGGGCAGACAUGUGUGGAGCUCAUCAGACUCAGGGUCCCGUCAUCGGUCAUUUUGGAAGAUGAGUCUGAAGCGCAGCUGCCAGAAUUUUUAGCUGACGUUGUCCAAAAACUUGGAGGGAUCGUCCUUAAAAAGUUAGAUGCCUGCAUACAACAUCCACUUAUUAAAAAAUACAUUCACUCGCCAUUGCCAGCUGCUGUUCUGCAGAUAAUGGAGAAGAUGCCACUUCAGAAGCUGUGUAAUCAGGUAGCCUCGCUGCUUCCAACGCACAAAGACGCCCUGAGGAAGUUCUUAGCCAGUUUGACUGAGAGCAGUGAAAAGGACAAAAGGAUAAUUCAGGAAUUGCCAAUAUUCAAACGAAUUGACCACUCAUCUGGCCAGGGAGUUUCCUCUUACACAAAACUGAAAGGUUGUAAAGUCCUGCACCAUACCGCCAAACUCCCACCAAACCUGCGACUCUCGGUUUCAGUGAUAGACAGUGGUGACGAGGCUACUAUUCGCCUGGCAAAUAUGUUGAAAAUAGAGAAAUUAAAGACCACUGGCUGCUUAAAGAUUGUUUUAAAAGAUAUUGAAAGUGCAUUUUACUCACAUGAAGAAAUAACACACCUUAUGUUGUGGAUCCUAGAGAAUCUAUCCUCUCUUAAAAAUGAGAAUUCGAACGUGCUCGAUUGGUUAAAGCCAUUAAAAUUCAUUCAGAUGUCCCAGGAACGGAUGGUGUCAGCCAGCGAGCUCUUUGAUCCUGAUGUGGAAGUCCUGAAGGAUCUCUUUUAUAAUGAAGAGGAAGCUUGCUUCCCGCCGUCAGCUUUUACCUCACCAGAUGUUCUUCACUCUUUGAGACAGAUUGGUUUGAAAAACGAAGCCAGUCUCACAGAGAAAGAUGUUGUGCAGGUGGCGAAAAAAAUUGAAGCUUUACAGGUCAGUGCUUGCCCGAAUCAGGAAGUUCUCACAAAGAAAGCCAGGACACUCCUGCAGGUUUUAAAUAAGAAUCCCACGCUGCUGCAGUCGUCAGAAGGGAGGAUGAUGCUGAAGAAGAUGAAAUGGGUUCCAGCUUGCAAAGAGCGGCCCCCGAAUUACCCAGGCUCCCUGGCGUGGCGGGGGGAUCUGUGCAGGCUGUGCGCCCCACCAGAGAUGUGUGACUCGGCCCACGCGGUUCUCGUUGGCGCUGCACUUCCUCUUGUUGAGAGUGUCCACGUGGACCUGGCAAAAGCUUUAGAUGUGUUCACAAAGCCUAGCAUCAGUGCUGUCUUAAAACACUUCAAGAUUGUGGUUGAUUGGUAUACUUCGAAAACGUUCAGUGAUGAAGACUACUACCAAUUCCAACAUAUUUUGCUGGAAAUCUAUGGCUUCAUGCAUGAUCAUUUAAAUGAAGGGAAAGAUGCUUUCAGAGCCUUAAAAUUUCCAUGGGUUUGGACUGGCAAAAAAUUUUGUCCCCUCACCCAAGCUGUGAUAAAGCCAUUCCAUGACCUUGACCUUCAGCCUUAUUUGUAUAGCGUGCCUAAAACCAUGGCAAAAUUCCACCAGCUGUUUAAGGUCUGUGGUUCAAUAGAGGAGUUGACAUCGGAUCAUAUUUCCAUGGUCAUCCAGAAGGUGUAUCUGAAAAGUGAUCAAGACCUCAGUGAACAAGAAAGCAAGCAAAACCUCCACCUGAUGCUGAACAUUGUCAGGUGGCUGUACAGCAAUCAGAUCCCAGCCAGCCCCAACACGCCCGUUCCCAUACAUCAUGGCAGAAAGCCUUCUAAACUCAUCAUGAAGCCAAUUCACGAGUGCUGCUACUGUGACAUCAAAGUCGACGACCUGAAUGACUUACUGGAAGAUUCGGUGGAACCAAUCAUUCUGGUGCACGAGGACAUACCCAUGAAAACCGCGGAGUGGCUGAAAGUCCCAUGCCUCAGCACCAGGCUGAUCAACCCUGAGAACAUGGGGUUUGAGCAGUCAGGACAGAGGGAACCACUUACUGUAAGAAUUAAAAACAUCCUGGAAGAAUAUCCUUCAGUGUCAGAUAUUUUCAAAGAACUACUUCAAAAUGCUGAUGAUGCAAACGCAACAGAAUGUAGCUUCCUGAUUGACAUGAGAAGAAAUAUGGACAUCAGAGAGAACCUCCUGGACCCAGGCAUGGCGGCGUGUCACGGGCCCGCUCUGUGGUCCUUCAAUAAUUCUGAGUUCUCAGAUUCCGACUUUGUGAACAUCACUAGGUUAGGAGAGUCUUUAAAAAGAGGAGAAGUUGACAAAGUUGGGAAGUUUGGUCUUGGAUUUAAUUCCGUGUACCAUAUUACUGACAUUCCCAUCAUUAUGAGUCGAGAAUUCAUGAUCAUGUUCGAUCCAAACAUAAACCAUAUCAGUAAACACAUUAAAGACAAAUCUAAUCCUGGGAUCAAAAUUAAUUGGAGUAAACAACAGAAGAGACUUAGGAAAUUUCCUAAUCAGUUCAAACCGUUCAUAGAUGUGUUUGGCUGUCAGUUACCCUUGACCAUAGAAACACCUUACAGCUACAGUGGAACUCUUUUCCGGCUGUCCUUUAGAACACAACAGGAAGCAAAAGUGAGUGAAAUCAGUAGCACCUGCUAUAAUACAGCUGAUAUCUACUCUCUUGUGGACGAAUUUAGUCUCUGUGGACACAGGCUUAUCCUCUUCACUCAGAAUGUAAACUCAAUGUAUUUAAAGUAUUUGAAAAUUGAGGAAAGCAAUCCCAGCUUAGCACAGGAUACAAUAAUAAUUAAAAAAAAACUCUGCUCUUCCAAAGCACUGAAUGCACCUAUCCUAAGUGUUUUAAAAGAAGCUGCUGAGCUCAUGAAAACUUGCAGCAGCAGCAGCAACAAAAAGCCUCCUCCAGAUGCGCCCAAGUCGUCUUGCAUUCUUCAGAUCACCGUUGAAGAAUUUCACAACGUGUUCAGAAGGAUUGCCGACUUGCAGUCGCCGCUGUUUAGAGGUCCAGACGAUGACCCAGCUGCUCUCUUUGAAAUGGCUAAAUUGGGCCAAUCGAAAAGGCCAUCCGAUGAGUUGCCCCAGAAAACAGCAGAGUGCACCACGUGGCUUCUGUGCAGCUGCAUGGAUGCAGGGGAGGCCCUGAGGUUCUCCCUGAGCGAAAGUGGGAGGAGACUGGGGCUGGUUCCCUGUGGGGCCGUGGGAGUUCUGCUCUCUGAAGUCCAGGACCAGAAGUGGGCUGUGAAACCACACACUGGAGAGGUGUUUUGCUACUUACCUUUACGAAUAAAAACAGGGUUGCCAGUUCACAUCAAUGGGUGCUUUGCUGUCACUUGCAAUAGAAAAGAGAUCUGGAAGACAGAUACGAAGGGACGGUGGAACACCACCUUCAUGAGACACGUUGUUGUGAAGGCCUACCUCGAGGCGCUCAGUGUCCUGCGGGACUUGGCCAUCGGUGGGGAGCUGGUGGAUUACACUUACUAUGCAGUGUGGCCCGAUCCUGAUUUAGUUCACGAUGACUUUUCUGUGAUUUGUCAAGGGUUUUAUGAAGAUAUAGCUCAUGGAAAGGGGAAAGAGUUGACCAGAGUCUUCUCUGAUGGAUCUACGUGGGUUUCCAUGAAGAAUGUGAGGUUUCUAGAUGACUCUAUACUUAAAAGAAGGGAUGUUGGUCCAGCAGCCUUCAAGAUAUUUUUGAAAUACCUCAAGAAGACUGGGUCAAAAAACCUCUGUGCUGUGGAACUUCCUUCUUCGGUAAAACUAGGAUUUGAAGAAGCUGGCUGCAAACAGAUACUGCUUGAAAAUACAUUUUCAGAGAAACAGUUUUUCUCAGAAGUGUUUUUCCCAAAUAUUCAAGAAAUUGAAGCAGAACUCCGAGAUCCUUUAAUGAAUUUUGUUCUGAAUGAAAAAGUUGAUGAAUUCUCAGGAAUUCUUCGGGUCACCCCGUGUAUCCCUUGCUCUCUGGAGGGGCAUCCUUUGGUUUUGCCUUCAAGAUUAAUUCACCCUGAAGGACGAGUCUCAAAGUUGUUUGAUACUAAAGAUGGACGCUUUCCUUAUGGUUCUGCUCGGGAUUAUCUUAACCCUAUUAUUUUGGUUAAAUUAGUUCAGUUAGGUAUGGCAAAAGAUGACAUUUUAUGGGAUGACAUGCUAGAACGUGCAGAGUCGGUGGCUGAAAUUAACAAAACUGACCAUGCGGCUGCUUGUCUGAGAAGCAGUAUCUUGCUGAGUCUUAUUGAUGAAAAGCUAAAAAUAAGGGAUCCUAGAGCAAAGGAUUUUGCUGCAAAGUAUCAAACAAUCCCCUUCCUUCCAUUUCUGACAAAACCAGCAGGUUUUUCUCUGGACUGGAAAGGUAACAGUUUUAAGCCUGAAACCAUGUUUGCUGCAACUGACCUGUAUACAGCUGAGCAUCAGGAUGUAGUUUGUCUCUUGCAGCCAAUUCUAAAUGAGAACUCACAUUCCUUUAGAGGUUGUGGUUCAGUGCCACUGGCUGUUAAGGAGUUUUUGGGAUUACUGAAGAAGCCAACAGUUGAUCUCGUUGUAAACCAAUUGAAAGAAGUUGCGAAAUCGGUUGAUGAUGGAAUUACGUUAUACCAGGAGAACAUCACCAAUGCUUGCUACAAAUACCUACAUGAAGCAAUGAUGCAAAAUGAAAACACUAAGUUAUCAAUUGUUGAGAAGUUAAAAUCCUUUAAUUUCAUUCUAGUUGAAAAUGUAUAUGUUGGCUCCGAAAAGGUUUCUUUUCAUUUGAAUUUUGAAGCAGCACCAUACCUUUAUCAGUUGCCAAAUAAAUAUAAAAAUAAUUUCCGUGAACUUUUUGAAAGUGUGGGCGUAAGGCAGUCAUUUACUGUUGAAGAUUUUGCCCUUGUUUUGGAAACCAUUGAUCAAGAAAGGGGGACAAAGCAAAUAACAGAAGAGGGUUUCCAGCUUUGCCGGCGAAUAAUUAGUGAAGGGAUAUGGAGUCUUAUUAGAGACAAGAAACAAGAAUUUUGUGAGAGAAAUUAUGGCAGAAUAUUAUUGCCAGAUACUAACCUGAAGCUUCUCCCUGCUCAGUCUUUGUGCUACAACGAUUGUCCCUGGAUAAAAGUGAAGGACAGCUCUGUGAAGUACUGUCACGCUGACAUACCCAGGGAAGUGGCUGUGAAACUGGGGGCAGUGCCAAAGCGACAUAAAGCCUUGGAAAGGUACGCGUCCAACAUCUGCUUCACUACUCUGGGCACUGAAUUCGGACAGAAGGAGAAACUGACCAGCAGAAUUAAGAGCAUCCUUAAUGCCUAUCCUUCAGAAAAGGAAAUGUUGAAAGAACUUCUUCAAAAUGCCGAUGAUGCAAAGGCCACAGAAAUCUGUUUUGUGUUUGACCCCAGGCAGCACCCGGUGGACAGGAUAUUUGACGACAAGUGGGCGCCCCUGCAGGGGCCGGCCCUUUGUGUGUAUAACAACCAGCCUUUUACAGAAGACGAUGUCAGAGGGAUUCAGAAUCUUGGAAAAGGCACCAAAGAAGGAAACCCUUACAAAACGGGGCAGUAUGGAAUAGGGUUCAAUUCUGUGUACCAUAUAACAGACUGCCCUUCUUUCAUUUCAGGAAAUGACAUCCUGUGCAUUUUCGAUCCUCAUGCCAGGUACGCACCAGGGGCCACAUCCAUUAGUCCUGGCCGCAUGUUUAGAGAUUUGGAUGCAGAUUUCAGGACACAGUUCUCAGAUGUUCUGGAUCUUUACUUGGGAAACCACUUUAAACUGGAUAAUUGCACAAUGUUUAGAUUUCCUCUUCGUAAUGCAGAAAUGGCAAAAGUUUCAGAAAUUUCUUCAGUUCCGUCAUCAGACAGAAUGGUCCAGAACCUUUUGGACAAAUUGCGGUCAGAUGGAGCAGAACUUUUAAUGUUUCUUAAUCACAUGGAAAAAAUCUCAAUUUGUGAAAUAGAUAAAACCACUGGGGCUCUCAAUGUGCUGUAUUCUGUGAAGGGCAAAAUCACCGAUGGAGACAGAUUGAAAAGGAAGCAAUUUCACGCAUCUGUAGUUGACAGCGUUACUAAAAAGAGACAGCUCAAAGACAUCCCAGUCCAGCAGAUCACCUAUACUAUGGAUACUGAGGACUCUGAAGGAAACCUUACCACCUGGCUCAUUUGUAAUCGGUCAGGCUUCUCAAGUAUGGAGAAAGUAUCGAAGAGCGUCAUAUCAGCUCACAAGAACCAGGAUAUUACCCUCUUCCCGCGCGGCGGAGUGGCUGCCUGCAUCACCCACAACUACAAGAAACCCCACAGGGCCUUCUGUUUCUUACCCCUCUCCCUGGAGACGGGCUUGCCGUUCCACGUGAACGGCCACUUUGCUCUAGAUUCGGCCAGAAGAAAUCUGUGGCGUGACGACAAUGGAGUUGGUGUUCGGAGUGACUGGAAUAACAACUUAAUGACAGCAUUGAUAGCCCCUGCGUAUGUCGAAUUACUGAUCCAGUUAAAAAAGCGGUAUUUCCCUGGUUCUGACCCAACGUUAUCCGUUUUACAGAACACACCUAUUCAUGUCGUGAAGGACACUUUGAAGAAAUUUUUGUCAUUUUUCCCAGUCAACAGGCUUGAUCUGCAACCAGAUUUGUACUGUCUAGUGAAAGCACUUUAUAGUUACAUUCACGAGGAUAUGAAACGUCUUUUACCUGUUGUACGGGCUCCAAACAUUGACGGCUCUGAUCUGCAUUCUGCAGUUAUAAUUACUUGGAUUAAUAUGUCUACUUCAAAUAAAACGAGGCCAUUUUUUGACAACUUACUGCAGGAUGAAUUACAAAACCUUAAAAAUGCAGAUUAUAAUAUCACAACACGGAAAACAGUAGCAGAGAACGUGUAUAGACUGAAACACCUGCUUUUGGAAAUUGGCUUCAACUUGGUUUACAACUGUGAUGAAACCGCCAACCUGUACCACUGUCUCAUUGACGCAGAUAUUCCCGUGAGCUAUGUGACCCCCACUGACGUCAGGGCUUUUUUAAUGACGUUCUCCUCUCCAGACACCAACUGCCACAUUGGGAAACUGCCUUGUCGUCUCCAGCAGACUAACCUAAAACUUUUUCAUAGUUUAAAGCUUUUAGUUGAUUAUUGUUUUAAGGAUGCAGAGGAAAGUGAGAUAGAAGUGGAGGGACUUCCCCUUCUCAUCACACUGGACAGUGUUUUGCAAACUUUUGAUACAAAGCGACCCAAGUUUCUAACAACAUACCAUGAAUUGAUUCCAUCCCGCAAAGACUUGUUCAUGAAUACAUUGUAUUUGAAAUACAGUAAUAUUUUAUUGAGCUGUAAGGUUGCAAAAGUGUUUGACAUCUCCAGCUUUGCUGAUUUGUUGUCUUCUGUAUUGCCUCGUGAAUAUAAGACUAAAAAUUGUACAAAGUGGAAAGAUAAUUUUGCAAGUGAGUCCUGGCUUAAGAAUACAUGGCAUUUUAUCAGUGAAUCUGCAAAUGUGAAAGAAGACCAAGAAGAAACAAAACCAACAUUUGACGUUGUUGUUGAUACCCUAAAAGACUGGGCAUUGCUUCCAGGAACAAAGUUCACCGUGUCAGCCAAUCAGCUUGUCGUUCCUGAAGGGGAUGUUCUGCUGCCUCUGAGCCUGAUGCACAUCGCAGUUUUCCCAAAUGCCCAGAGUGAUAAAGUGUUUCAUGCUCUCAUGAAAGCUGGCUGCAUCCAGCUUGCUUUGAACAAAAUGUGUUCCAAAGACAGUGCAUUUGUUCCUCUGUUGUCAUGUCACACGGCAAACAUAGAGAGCCCCACGAGUAUUUUGAGGGCUGUACACUAUAUGGUUCAAACUUCAACGUUUAGAACUGAAAAAUUAGUAGAAAAUGACUUUGAAGCACUUUUGAUGUAUUUCAACUGCAAUUUGAGUCACUUGAUGUCCCAAGAUGACAUAAAAAUUUUAAAGUCACUUCCAUGCUACAAAUCCAUCAGUGGUCGCUAUAUGAGCAUUGCAAAAUUUGGAACAUGCUAUGUGCUUACAAAAAGUAUUCCCUCAGCAGAAGUGGAAAAGUGGACACAAUCAUCAUUAUCUGCAUUUCUUGAAGAGAAAAUACACUUAAAAGAACUGUAUGAGGUGCUUGGCUGUGUGCCUGUGGAUGACCUUGAGGUAUAUUUGAAACACCUCUUACCAAAAGUUGAAAAUCUCUCCUAUGAUGCAAAAUUAGAGCAUUUGAUCUACCUUAAGAAUAGAUUAUCAAACAUUGAGGAAUUGUCAGAGAUCAAGGAACAACUUUUUGAAAAACUGGAAAGUUUAUUGAUAAUCUAUGAUGCUAACAAUCGAUUAAAGCAAGCAAAACAUUUCUAUGAUAGAACUGUGAGAGUUUUUGAAGUUAUGCUUCCUGAAAAAUUGUUUGUUCCAAAGGACUUCUUUAAAAAAUUGGAACAACUUAUAAAACCCAAAAAUCAAGUUGCAUUUAUGACCUCCUGGGUGGAAUUCUUAAGAAAUAUUGGACUAAAAUACAUACUUUCUCAGCAGCAGUUGUUACAGUUUGCUAAGGAAAUCAGUGUGAGAGCUAACACAGAAAACUGGUCUAAAGAAACAUUGCAAAAUACAGUCGAUAUCCUUCUCCAUCAUAUAUUCCAAGAACGAACAGAUUUAUUAUCUGGAAGUUUUUUGAAAGAACUGUCUUUAAUACCAUUCUUAUGUCCUGAGCGGGCCCCUGCUGAAUUCAUUAGAUUUCACCCUCAGUAUCAAGAGGUAAAUGGAACACUUCCACUUAUAAAGUUCAACGGGGCACAAGUGAAUCCAAAAUUCAAGCAGUGUGACGUGCUGCAGCUGUUAUGGACAUCCUGCCCUAUUCUUCCAGAGAAAGCCACGCCCCUGAGCAUCAAAGAACAGGAAGGUAGUGACCUUGGCCCACAAGAGCAGCUUGAACAAGUCUUAAGCAUGCUUAACGUUAACCUGGAUCCCCCUCUUGAUAAGGUCAUUAAUAACUGUAGGAACAUAUGCAACAUUACAACUUUGGAUGAAGAAAUGGUAAAAACCAGAGCAAAGGUCUUGAGGACCUUAUAUGAAUUUCUCAGUGCAGAAAAAAGGGAAUUUCGUUUCCAGCUGCGGGGCGUUGCUUUUGUGAUGGUAGAGGAUGGUUGGAAGCUUCUGAAGCCUGAAGAGGUAGUGAUAAAUCUAGAAUAUGAAUCUGACUUUAAACCUUACUUGUACAAACUGCCCUUGGAACUUGGCACCUUUCAUCAGCUGUUCAAACAUUUAGGUACCGAAGAUGUCAUUUCAACUAAGCAGUAUGUUGAAGUGUUGAGCCGCAUAUUCAAAAGUUCCGAAGGAAAGCAAUUAGAUCCUAAUGAAAUGCGUACAGUUAAGAGAGUAGUUUCUGGUUUGUUCAAGAGUCUACAAAACGACUCAGUCAAGGUGAGGAGUGAGCUUGAGAAUGUACGCGACCUUGCCCUUCACCUUCCAAGCCAAGAUGGUAGACUGGUGAAGUCCAGCAUCUUAGUGUUUGAUGAUGCGCCGCAUUACAAAAGUAGAAUCCAGGGGAAUAUUGGUGUGCAAAUGUUGGUUGAUCUGAGCCAGUGCUAUUUAGGGAAAGACCACGGGUUUCAUACUAAGUUAAUAAUGCUUUUUCCUCAAAAACUCAGACCCCGUUUACUGAGCAGUAUACUUGAAGAGCAGCUGGAUGAGGAGAUGCCCAAGGUGUGUCAGUUUGGGGCCCUGUGCUCUCUCCAGGGAAGGUUGCAGCUCCUCCUGUCUUCUGAACAGUUCAUUACGGGACUGAUUAGAAUCAUGAAGCAUGAAAACGAUAACGCUUUCCUGGCCAAUGAAGAAAAAGCCAUAAGACUUUGCAAAGCCCUAAGAGAAGGCCUGAAAGUGUCCUGUUUUGAAAAACUCCAGACAACAUUGAGAGUUAAAGGCUUUAAUCCCAUCCCCCACAGUAGAAGUGAAACUUUUGCUUUUCUGAAGAGAUUCGGGAAUGCUGUUAUCCUGCUGUACAUACAACAUUCAGACAGCAAAGACAUUAAUUUUCUACUAGCAUUAGCAAUGACGCUUAAAUCGGCCACUGACAACUUGAUUUCUGACACUUCGUACUUAAUUGCUAUGCUGGGAUGCAAUGAUAUUUAUAGGAUCAGUGAGAAACUCGACAGUUUAGGGGUGAAAUAUGACUCCUCAGAACCGUCAAAGCUUGAACUUCCAAUGCCUGGCACUCCAAUACCCGCCGAAAUUCAUUACACCCUGCUUAUGGAUCCGAUGAAUGUCUUCUACCCGGGAGAAUACGUGGGGUACCUGGUCGAUGCCGAAGGGGGUGACAUCUACGGGUCAUACCAGCCAACGUACACAUACGCAAUCAUUGUACAAGAAGUUGAAAGAGAAGAUGCCGACAACUCUAGCUUUCUAGGGAAGAUCUAUCAGAUUGAUAUUGGGUACAGUGAAUAUAAAAUAGUUAGCUCCCUUGAUCUUUAUAAGUUUUCAAGGCCAGAGGAAAGCUCUCAAAGCCGAGACAGCGCCCCUUCUACCCCAACCAGCCCUACGGAGUUCCUCGUCCCCGGCGUACGAAGCGUCCCUCCUCUCUUCUCUGGCAAAGAGGGCCACAAGACCUCCUCUUCCAAACACCACCCCCCAAAGAAGCUCAAGGUGAGUUCUUUACCAGAAGUUUUAAAAGAAGUGACGGCAGUGGUGGAGCAAGCUUGGAAGCUUCCAGAAUCUGAGAGAAAGAAGAUUAUUAGGCGGUUAUAUUUGAAGUGGCACCCUGACAAAAAUCCAGAGAACCAUGACAUGGCCAAUGAGGUUUUUAAACAUUUGCAGAAUGAAAUUAACAGAUUAGAGAAACAGUCUUUUCUGGAUCAAACUGCAGACAGAAGCUCGAGGCGGACGUUUUCCACCUCGGCCUCCCGAUUUCAGUCAGAGAAAUACUCAUUUCAGAGGUUUUAUACUUCAUGGAAUCAAGAAGCGACAAGCCAUAAAUCUGAACGACAACAGCAAAAUAAAGACAAAUGCCCGCCUUCAGCUGGACAGACUUACUCCCAGCGGUUCUUUGUUCCUCCCACGUUCAAGUCCGUCGGUAACCCGGUUGAAGCACGGAGGUGGUUAAGACAAGCCAGAGCGAAUUUCUCAGCUGCCAGGAAUGACCUUCAUAAAAAUGCCAAUGAGUGGGUGUGCUUCAAGUGCUACCUUUCCACCAAGUUGGCCUUGAUCGCUGCUGACUAUGCUGUGAGGGGCAAGUCCGAUAAGGACGUGAAGCCAACUGCACUUGCCCAAAAAAUAGAGGAAUAUAGUCAGCAACUGGAAGGACUGACCAAUGACGUCCACACUUUGGAAGCAUACGGGGUGGACAGUUUAAAAACGAGAUACCCCGAUUUGCUCCCUUUCCCACAGAUCCCCAAUGACAGGUUCACGUCUGAGGUGGCCAUGAGGGUGAUGGAGUGUACUGCCUGUAUCAUCAUAAAACUUGAAAACUUUAUACAACAGAAAGCGUGACAGUGUUUGAAGAAAAACAGUAGACCUGAGUCCUGAAUGUGUCAUAGCACAAAUAGGAACUGCUGCCCUCCCUCCAGCUUCAUGGCUGCGUGUCAGGAACUGCAGAACACAGAGCAGGCUGCCUGGAAAGGAUCUUGGAGUUGCUGUGACUGCGAGUAUCCACAGAAGACCUUGACUGAUUCUAAGAGGAAAUUAUUUUGAAAGCAGUGGUGGACUGCAGAAUCACUAGAUGUACUUGAAUGGCUAAGACAGCCUAGUGUUGAAUUGCACUUUGUCACCAAAGCUUGGCCGUUUGUUAGAGGGGAGUCUGCUCGUGCCUGUGGUUGGGAUAGAGUUAAUUUUGUGUUUUUAACGUGGUCUUUUCGAAGGAGCUAACAAAACACUGGAAUACCAUUGGUUUAAACAAAUAAGGGGAAUUAAGUCCUAGAAUUUUAUUGUUUCUUUAAGUGGGUCCUCUUGGCCAUAUGCUGUUUUCUUAUCAGCUGGAUCUGAUUAUGAAUUUGUUGCCAUUUUACAUCUUAAAUCCUCAGUCCAUUGAAAGCGUGGUACCAUGUUUUAUUCCUGAACGUUACUUGAUUAGGAGCAGGCGGGUAGUGCUUGUUACGGUGCGCUGGGUGCACUUUGCAUCUUUACGUGAAAUGUUUUUUACACUUUAUGUUUACAGUUGCCUCUUUCAGGAAGAUAGUGUAUGGGAAACUCAAAACUGUGGCAGUUCUUACCACCAGGUGUCCAUAUUGCUUCCGGGAACUGCUUACCAAAACAACAUUUAUCAGCUGUUAGAACAUUGGCCUCAUGUUCGUUUGUACAUACUUUCCACAGAUGUCCUAAUUUAUAUAGUGUAGCUGAACAGGAUACGGUCUUUCAUUGUCUAAAGGUGCUGCAGUUAAAAAAAAAAAUCCUUGUCUUUCAAAAUGGCACUUGGUGGAGCCUUGAAAAACUGUAGAAUCAUUGUGACAACAUCCAGUAGUUUGUAAGAGAGGAAUGGUCAGCUGUGUGUCCCGUGAACGAGCAGAAUCGACCGUUCACUCCCGUUGUGUUUGAAUGUCCCACCACAGGCGUCUAACGCACUUCUUGAACAGAAUGUAAAAGGGUAAUGAUAAGUAGUUCACACGUGUGCUGGCUGUAAAUGAUGCUAAAAGUUGACGCUAAAAAUAUUAUAUUUUUAAUUGCAUAAAAAUAUAAUAUUUUAUGCAGUUAAGGGCUUAUGGAACAUUACACCUUUUUUACUUUUAUUGGUAAUAAGGAAUGUCUGCACCACCGUGAUUCUCUUGCUUCUGGAUGUGGAGCCGUGUAACUUUCUGCUGUUAUAUUAAGUGCCAUAAUUUUAAUAAAGUGAAAC
Messenger RNA from Artibeus jamaicensis (Jamaican fruit-eating bat), 15846 nucleotides. RefSeq names its product sacsin molecular chaperone (gene SACS). Gene Ontology annotation, molecular function: Hsp70 protein binding. The record is from RefSeq and is a predicted model, not a curated record. Lineage: Eukaryota; Metazoa; Chordata; Mammalia; Chiroptera; Phyllostomidae. The coding region runs from base 741 to 14507 and encodes 4588 amino acids. The transcript is spliced from 11 exons.